Molecule: messenger RNA, 471 nt
Organism: Coregonus sp. 'balchen'
Lineage: Eukaryota; Metazoa; Chordata; Actinopteri; Salmoniformes; Salmonidae
Source: the annotation of a GenBank genome assembly
AUGAACGAGAUCUCCCUGGAGGAGUUGAAUGGGAGCCAUCAUGACUCCACUUCACAGCUCAACAUGCAGGGUGUCUUCCUCCACAUCCUGGUUGAUGCCCUCGGCUCUGUCAUCAUUGUGGUCAGCGCUCUUCACCUACAUGUGGCAGCCUUGUCAUGCAGGAGAGACCUGUGUCAACCCAUGCUACAACAGCCAUGACUACACUAACCACCACCAACAACCAGUCAAUGCUACACUGGUCACCAUGCUUGGUAGUAGUACCCAGACUACAGUGCACCUCGCUGGGCCUUGCUGGGGGCUCUACCUCGACCCCAUACUCUGCAUCAUCAUGGUGGCCAUCUUGCUCUAUACCUGAAGGAGUCAGCCCUCAUCCUCCUGCAGACUGUUCCUAAACAGAUAAACAUGCACCGGCUGCUGGGGAGGGUCAGGAGCCUGGAUGGUGUAUUGGCUGUCCACGACUUACAGAUCUAG